Molecule: messenger RNA, 2264 nt
Organism: Phacochoerus africanus (Common warthog)
Lineage: Eukaryota; Metazoa; Chordata; Mammalia; Artiodactyla; Suidae
Gene: PNMA1
Product: PNMA family member 1
Exons: 1
Coding region: 791-1852 (353 amino acids)
Source: RefSeq, a predicted model, not a curated record
GCAGUCAAGACUAGGCUGGCUGCGGGUGGGACCGAGGCGCAACUGUGCAGCUCCAGCCCACCUCGGCCCGCGGUCGCCAGCGUGCGGGGCUGCCGCGGCCUGCCUGCGACUGCGCCUGCGCCUCCUCUAGCCUGGCUUCCGCAUCUUUCCUCCGCCUCUGCUGCCUGUGUUCUUGGUCCUUGGCGUCCUCGCCGCCCAGAGGGAUACGUUUGCCCACGAAGAAGCGCUCUCGGGCUGGCCUCGCUGCCGCCGCUGUCUUUCCCUUAAGACAGUCUUUCCCUCCGGGGGCGGCACUAGUUCUUGUCUGCGGAGAAGCGGCUCCUCGCUCGUCUGAGGCGUGCUCCGCUCUGGCAACGAAAGCUUGCACCCUCCGGGAGCAGCAGCGAGUGCCUGGCGCCCAGGCUGCGAAGAGGCGGCCACGUCCCGCGAUCAAGCCCAGCGGCUCCUGCUUUCGCCGCCCGCCUUUUUUCCUCGCCUCUGCGCUCCGACGCGACACCUUGCCUGUAAGUGGAGGACCCGGCCUGCGGACCCCGACCGGAGACACAAGAUGGCGAUGGCCAUGUGACUGAGCAUCCCCGAGGCUUCGUUCCGAGAACGCGGAGGCCUGGCUUUGAGGGGCAGCGAAAAGAGGAGAGCAGGACACUGGUGUCGUUUGUUAAACGUGAUUGACUCCCUCGGGCAUAUGGGGGGAGGUGGCGGUGGGAGCGUCUGCUAUUGUCUUCAGUUUUAGAGCACAGGGAGCCACAGUCUAAUUGUAUUUGUAGAAUUGGGGCCCUUGAUAGUUGGGAAAAUGGCGAUGACACUGCUGGAAGAUUGGUGUAGGGGGAUGGAUGUGAACUCCCAGAGAGCCCUGCUGGUCUGGGGGAUCCCUGUGAACUGUGAUGAGACCGAAAUCGAAGAGACCUUUCAGGCUGCUAUGCCCCAGGUGCCCUAUCGAGUGCUUGGGAGAAUGUUCUGGAGGGAAGAGAAUGCCAAAGCAGCCUUGUUAGAGCUCACUGGUGCUGUCGAUUAUGCUGCGAUCCCCAGGGAGAUGCCAGGAAAAGGAGGGGUCUGGAAAGUAGUCUUUAAGCCCCCCACUUCCGAUGCUGAAUUUUUAGAAAGGUUGCACCUCUUCCUAGCAAGAGAGGGGUGGACCGUGCAAGAUGUUGCCCGUGUCCUUGGGUUUCAGAACCCCACUCCGGCCCCAGGCCCCGAAAUGCCGGCAGAGAUGCUAAACUAUAUUUUGGAUAAUGUUAUUCAGCCUCUGGUUGAGUCCAUAUGGUACAAGAAGCUGACGUUGUUCUCGGGAAGGGACAUUCCGGGGCCAGGGGAGGAGGCAUUUGAUCCCUGGCUGGAGCACACUAAUGAGGUCAUAGAGGAGUGGCAGGUGCCUGAUGUAGAAAAGAGGCGGCGGUUGAUGGAGAGCCUUAGAGGCCCUGCCGCUGAUGUCAUCCGCAUCCUCAAGACCAACAACCCUGCGAUUACCACCGCUGAAUGCCUGAAGGCGCUGGAGCAGGUGUUUGGGAGCGUCGAGAGCUCUAGGGAUGCGCAGGUGAGAUUUCUGAACACAUACCAGAACCCGGGAGAAAAAUUAUCUGCUUAUGUGAUUCGUCUGGAGCCUCUGCUGCAGAAGGUGGUUGAGAAGGGGGCCAUAGAUAAAGAUAACGUGAACCAGGCCCGCCUGGAGCAGGUCAUUGCCGGGGCCAAUCACAGCGGAGCCAUCCGAAGGCAGUUGUGGCUGACCGGGGCUGCUGAAGGGCCGGCGCCCAACCUCUUCCAGUUGCUGGUGCAGAUCCGCGAGGAGGAGGCCAAGGAAGAGGAGGAGGAGGCUGAGGCCGCCCUCCUGCAGUUAGGCCUGGAGGGGCACUUCUGAGUCCCAGGAAAAGGGGCGUUAGUUCAGACCUAGAUCACGGCUGCUUUCAUUGUCUCUGUGAUGUCUUACAGGUGUGUCUCCUGCUAGUAAAGACUAAGCGGUGUUUUUUGUUUUUGGGCGGGAGAGUCCGGCCUGGGUAUUCAUGUGUCAUUAGCACAAUCGUGCAGGGGAGCACCAGAUCUGCUGCAGCGCUCGUGGGUCAUGCUAGCUACAAUGCCAGGGAAAGGCUUGGACGUGAGUGCUCAUUGCAAGCUAUCAUCAUGGCACCAUCAUCGGUUGUGAAAAAUGUGGUCUCGUGACUCUUCCCAUCAAGGUAAUUAGAUAUGAAAUUGCAUGUUCAGAUGUAUAAUGAGUGCAGGGCCUGGAUACCAAAAGAACUGUUCAGUAAAAAAUGUCAACUGUUUACUCUUAA